GCUGCACAGUCUUAACACGCUUGUAGCAUUGACUUCUUUCUCACCUCAUUGUCACUUACGAAAUUUGGAGUGUUACAAGACGCUGCCGUUAUGCAAGCCAACACUCUGGUUACGCUGUAAAAUAUUACAAAAUGCUACUCUACGAAUCCCGAUGUUUUCUUCCUGUGAUUGGAUUAUUGCUUUUUACUUGGAUAUCAUGCGUUUAUGCCAUAACGGAUGUUGAUGUUUCCGAAAAUAUUGCCAACGAUGACAACGCUAUUCCACAGUUUGAGAAUAUCUUACCGGAAGAUUCCAACGAAGUUACACUCAGCACGGCGGAGGUCGGCGUGGCCCGGUAUCUGGGUUUAGGCUAUGACCUUAUGCGAGCCAAUCCCUUUGCCACCACUCUGGAUCCCGGUUUGAAAAGCAGCUCGCUGAAACCGGCAAAACUCCUGAAGACCUUCUUCCAGAACAACGCCACGUGCCCGCAACUAACGCAGUGUUUGAAAAUCGAACCGUCCGUUGGCACGGACGGACCGGCGAAAGACCAACAACUUUUUAUCAGAUCCUUCGCCGAUUACCAGCGCGCCACUCUGGAACAUUUGCAUGUGUAUGGAAAAUUUACAAGUAACAUUACAAAUGCAGUCGGAACAGCCGAAAAUUCCCUCGACACAUUGCGUAAUCAACUCGCCAGUGGAGCAUCCUUCACCGCGGCCGUAUCCUUCCGCAUUUCCGAAGAGGCUGAACUGGACUUCCGGUCCAGUCAGACCCUGCACACGCCCUUCGCCAUUGCCCUGUGUGAACUGCCGCUCGACUAUCAGCGCGAUGAAUAUCUCAGUCUGCUGAAGGAAUUCGGCACGCACGUCAUCGUCAAAAUCCGUUUGGCCAAAACCGUCGUGCGGCGCGUGACCAUCACACCGGAAAUGCUGUAUCAGUCCUUUGUGGAUAGCGGUGUAAGUGUUGAUACUAUAAACGACGGGUAUUUCCUAGCCAACAUCACCGGGACACUGAUGGCGCGUAUUGCCCAAAACGUGGAAAAGAAUGGGUCUCUUACGUCUUUGGUGGACGUAAGUACAAUGAGCGAAGCGAGUCCUGUUGUCACGGCCAUUCGGGAGAUCCCGUAUUUCGUCACCCGGGAGCGUUUGCAGCGAUCCGGUGCCAGUAUUGACAAUUGCCGGCACCUUAUACAAGACGCUCCCGAUGGCACCGCAGCGUCCAAAGUCGCUCAACUCCGCGAGAAUCUUGGUCGUGCACUGAUCGACUAUGCCGGCGAAAGUAAACACCGUCUCCACAUCAAGCAGCCGGAAUUUUUCUUCUGGCCACCGGAAAUCUACGCCCGUAUUGCCUUCACACAAAGCCGUUCUCUGGAAUUCAUGCCAGAUGGAUGUACCGGCUCCGUGGAUCUAUCGCUGCUGGGGCGGGGCUACGAUAUCUUCGCGGCCGACACGCUGGGUUCGCACUUAGAUUCCGGAGUGCAUUUCACGCCAGCACUUCUCCAUAAAGCGCCGUGUUUGGUGGGACGGAAGCCCUUCUGCAGUACCGGGUUGUCGUGCGCUAGCGUGGAGGCCGCGGAAAGGUCACAGUAUGCGGUGUGGUCCGGACGAGACUACCAAAAGGAGAUCAACAGUGUCCUUCGCAUUCCAGAUACGCUGCCGAUUCAAAUGGCCGGCAAAAUUGGCGGUAAGGGCGUUUCCAUGCAGCAAAUUAAUCAACUCUUCCUUGCCGGCAACGGCAUAAUCGACACCGUCCAACUCAACGCCUCCAACGAGGUCUCCCUAAACUACCGCGAUAUGGAUCAGAUACUGGACCCGCAUUUCCUGUCUGCCAUCUGCGAGCUCCCAACCGUGUAUGACCCGACACGUUACGUCAGCUUUCUCAAGGAAUUCGGCACCCAUAUCAUGGUGAAACUGCGGUACGGCAGUGUUGCCGUUACCCGGUCAGUUAUCCCCCAAAUUCUGAUCCUGGAACAAAUUCAGUCUAAUGGCAGCGCACAGACAGUUACUCCAGAAGUACUACAAACAGCCAUGGAAACCGCACGAAAAUUGGGAUCAGUCGACAUUAUUACGAAUUCUUUUUCGACACCUAACAGACCUAUCAUGAUAACGCUGAGGAACAUUAGCUACUUUGUCACAAAACCCAGGAUAGUCGCGUCCAAUCCGCCAACCGAAUGCAGCGGUGUGCUCAACAACGACAGCGCCAUUUCUUCGCUCCAGAGCAACUUGAACCAAGCCAUGAGCGAUUACAGUAAGGAGACAGAUGUUACCGAAAGGUCAUACCCUGUAAUAAUUCCGGCUAUCUCGACAUCGUCAUCAAGCACGCCUACUCCGCAGUCAAGAAUGCUGGUUAUACCGAAUGAGUCGUCUACUCAGCUACGGACGAAACCACCCAAACGGACACCACCACCGCGACGGUCGACUCCAUCAACGAGGACGACAGCUGCCGCAAUACUACCAACGACAACGAUGACCUACGUCGUUGACGGGCCAUCUGGGUUGUGGCCGGCUGGAACGUAUGCGUUAUUGGAAGCUGCGGACGGAUGUCCGGCAGGAGACUGGAGAAAGGGCAGUAGAUUUCAGGACUCAGAAGACCGCAACAAUCGCAACGACUGGGCCGUGUUGCUGACCUCCCUCACCACCAGCCGCUUCUCUCCGGAAGGCGUCCGCCUCCACUUCUGCGUCAAAACGACGCCUUUCUCCCCCUACGAACCGGACUGGCCGCCCGGCCAGUACUGCCUCUUCAAGAAAGGCCCGUGCCCCAUCGGUUUCGAGACCAGCUUUGUCGACCACGACGACGAAACCACCAACAACGGGAACGGUCAGGAGGGUGUCCUCCCCGACGGCUUCUACACGCACAACACCCGCUACUACUUCUGCUGUCGGGACGACGGGGACGUGGACAUCCCCAUCAGCCUGCCGAAAUCACGGCCCUUCUUCCUCUUACGUAAAGGUCAACAGUGCCAGCGGGUGUGGGAUAUGGACGCCGAGCCGUUAUGGCUGUUUACCGACUGUGAGGAUUCAUCGGCAGGAUGCCGGAUGUCCCCGUACGGUCAUCAUCCGGGGCUGACCAGUGUCCAUGGCGAUUGGCAGUGGCAUUUCUGCCAUUAUACACCGGCUAAACGGUUGGAUUUCUAUGCGCAGUUUCUCAGGCAGGCCUUUGAUUAUUUGGAUUUGUAGGCGCUGAGGAGGAAGUGCAGGAUGAUGACAGCCACGUGCGUGCCGGGGUCAAUCGAUCGGAUAUAUAUGAGUCAGAUGCGUAUAUAUGGAAAAUCGGAAUUUAUUUGGCGCUUUCAUAACACCUGCUGCUCUUUACUAACAAUUUAUACGUCUACUUGCCACUUGUUGAAUUCGGUAUUUUUUGCUGCUGGUUGUUAAAUUCGUACUGAGGAUUUGAUUUAAUGCUUAAGCUAACUGAAUCACAAUAAUUUACAAAAUGAUGUCAAAUGCGUUUUUUGGUCGGAAAUGUUACAGUUGGUAAAUCUUUAUGUACAUAAAGGAUGGUAUCAAGACUCCACCUUGA
Molecule: messenger RNA, 3495 nt
Organism: Paramacrobiotus metropolitanus
Lineage: Eukaryota; Metazoa; Tardigrada; Eutardigrada; Parachela; Macrobiotidae
Exons: 6
Coding region: 132-3152 (1006 amino acids)
Cellular component (GO): membrane
Molecular function (GO): wide pore channel activity
Source: RefSeq, a predicted model, not a curated record